Molecule: messenger RNA, 2781 nt
Organism: Temnothorax curvispinosus
Lineage: Eukaryota; Metazoa; Arthropoda; Insecta; Hymenoptera; Formicidae
Product: endothelin-converting enzyme homolog
Exons: 20
Coding region: 23-2716 (897 amino acids)
Biological process (GO): protein processing
Cellular component (GO): plasma membrane
Molecular function (GO): metalloendopeptidase activity
Source: RefSeq, a predicted model, not a curated record
UAAAAAUUAAAUGUAAUAUCGUAUGUAUAAUAUAUAUUGUUUUGCAGGUCGUAAGUACGAUAAAAACGGUAAUGCCGUAGAGUGGUGGACGCAAGAAACUAUCAAUAAAUACGAGGAAUUAGCACAAUGUUUUGUCGAGCAAUAUAACAGUUAUUUGGUACCAGGCUUAAAACAAUCGAAAAUUUACGUAAAUGGACGAUUAUCGCUAGGAGAAAACAUCGGUGAUUCCGCUGGCCUCGUAGCUGCGUACAAAGCGUACAAGAACAGAAAAGCAAGAUUGAACGAGCCUGAAUUGCGAUUGCAGGGAUUGGAGGACUACAGCGACGAUCAGUUAUUCUUUAUGAGUUUCACACAGUUGUUCUGCGAAAGUGCCAUGCCACAGCAUAUACUCCAGCAAAUGAUGCAGCUAGACGUGCAUCCCAUGCCAGAAACGAGAAUACGAGGCAGUUACUCGAAUUUCCCCGAAUUCUCCAAGGUUUAUAAUUGCUCGGCAGAAAAGAGAAUGAAUCCGGAGAAAAAAGCUCUCUUGGUAGCCGCAACGUGUUCGCAAAUAGCGUUCGCGGCUCCGAAGAGUAAUUACGAUACACACCGGAAUUAUAAAUUGUGCACCACGCAAAAUUGCGUGAACGAAGCGUUGAGGAUCUCAGGCUAUAUCGACCGCACGGUUGAUCCUUGCGAUAAUUUUUACAAAUUCGCUUGUGGCGGAUGGGUAAAAAAUAAUCCGGCAAAUAUGUCAUAUCCAGAAAUUAGCUCUGUGUUAGGUCGGUCGAGUCUCACCCAGAAAACUUUAGAGAAACUUAAAGAGAUUUUAGAAGAUGCUCCCAAAUUGGACGACACGCUUUCCUUGGAAAAAGCGAGGAAGCUAUACAACAUGUGCAUGGAUACCGAGGAACUCAAGAAGAUCGGAAUCAGUGCCCUUAGAGAAGUUGUGCGGAAGAAUGGCGGGUGGCCAAUGACUAUGUCCCCUGGGGAGUGGGAACGGAAAGAAUAUAAUAGAACGUGGCAACAAGUUAGCGACAUUUUGCAGAAUAACGUGUUCGACAAUGGCCUUUAUAGGAUAUCGAUCACGGAAGAUAACAAAGAGUCCGAUAUCAACAUUAUUAUUGCCAUCGUUGUACCUAACUCCUAUGUCUCACGCCACAUCCUGAUCAGGUUCGAAAAAGAUUCGCUUUUCCUUGAGAAAAAGAUGUCCUACAAGUCCUACAUCGAGACAGUUGCGAAUAUGUUUGUGGAGGACAGUGGCGCGUAUGUCGAGAAGGAUGCAAUCAGUCAGGAAGCGCUUGACGUCGUGAAUUUCGAGAUUGAACUGGCUAAGGUUACUACUGAAAUCACCAAUCUAACUAUUGACAAAAUCAACAACUCGUUAACUAUCGAAGAAUUGCAACAGGCAUAUGAUGCGCAACGUCCUGAAAAGAGCAAGAUAAACUGGUUUUAUCGUAUUCAAAGACUAUUCGCGCCGGAAGGAAUUAAGAUCAAUUCAUCUGAGAAGCUUAUCGUUCCCAAGUUUCUCACCUCUCUGGUUCCUUUACUGGAGCGUACGCCCAGUCGUACAAUCAUAAAUUACAUGCAAUGGAACCUUAUCAGAGCUCUGUUACCUUAUACCGAACGUACGGAAAAAAUCGCUGUUCAACUUGCCGUUGACUUCAAAAACAAGAUUCCGGAAUUCUCAAGGUGGAAGAGGUGCUUGCAGAAGGAUGCCAACUUACAUACGGCAAUCUCACAGGAGUAUGCCAAGAGACACGUGCAGCUCGAAAAUAAACAAGACAUCAGCGAUAUGAUCACGGACAUUGCAAAUGUCGUUCGCGGUCAAAUUAGAGCAUCCACUUGGAUGGACGAACCUACGAAGGAGGCUUCUCUCGAGAAAUUAAAAAGCAUGGGAAAACAAAUUCUACUCCCCAAUUGGUUCAGCAACGAAGCUAUUGAUAAAUAUUACAAUGGCUUAGCUGUCACUUCGGAAUAUCUCCAAAGUGUGAUAAAUGUAUUUAGAUUCAAAUUCAAGAAAAUUUUAGGCAAACUGCGAAAACCUGUCGACAACAGCGAAAAAGGAUGGCUUGUGGAACCGACGAGUGUAAACGCUUAUUAUUAUCCAACUAGCAAUGAAAUUGUUAUUCCUGCUGCAGUAACGCAAAGUCCCGUAUACGACAAAAACCGUCCUGCAUUCAUGAACUACGGAGCACUAGGAGUUUUCGUCGGGCACGAAAUAAAUCAUGGUUUCGAUAAUUUGGGUCGUAAGUACGAUAAAAACGGUAAUGCCGUAAAGUGGUGGACGCAAGAAACUAUCAAUAAAUACGAGGAAUUAGUACAAUGCUUUGUCGAUCAGUAUAACAGUUAUUUGGUACCAGGCUUGGAACAAUCGAAAAUUUACGUGAAUGGACGAUUAUCGCUAGGAGAAAACAUCGCUGAUUCCGCUGGCCUCGUAGCUGCGUAUAAAGCGUACAAGAACAGAAAGGCAAGAUUGAACGAGCCUGAAUUGCGAUUGCAGGGAUUGGAGGACUACAGCGAUGAUCAGUUAUUCUUUAUGGGUUACACGCAGUUGUUCUGCGAAAGUGCCACGCCACAGCAAAUACGCCAGAAAGAAUUGCUCCAGCUAGACGUGCAUCCCAUCCCAGAAGCGAGAAUACGAGGCAGUUACUCGAAUUUCCCCGAAUUCUCCAGGGCUUAUAAUUGUUCGGCAGGAAAGGGAAUGAAUCCGGAGAAAAAGUGUGCUCUGUGGUAACAAGCAGAUAUUAGCAUUUAUUAGCACUGUAAUGUUGUGUCGUAAUAUGUAGACACGAUCGUGUA